Morus notabilis is the source of this 1703-nucleotide messenger RNA. Its product is annotated as vicilin-like seed storage protein At2g28490. The coding region runs from base 127 to 1620 and encodes 497 amino acids. The transcript is spliced from 5 exons. The record is from RefSeq and is a predicted model, not a curated record. Lineage: Eukaryota; Viridiplantae; Streptophyta; Magnoliopsida; Rosales; Moraceae.
CCAAAACCCGCCAGCAAACCCCCGCUCUCUGCAUGAGCCACACGCGUCUCUCUCCUUUCUCUUCAUAAACCCCACAUCUUCCACGCACCAACACUCAAAACAAAAGAAAAAGAACAAAAAAAAAUAAUGGGAAGAAGAAGAAGCAGCAGGAGCAGAGCAUUGAGCCUUCUGGUUCUGGGCCUUUUGCUGUGCCAUGGAUUGCUGGGAAUGGCGGUGGGCUACGAUGAAGAAGAGGAGGAUUGGAGGAGGGAAAGGGAAAGGGAAGAAAAGAGGAGGGAAAGGGAGGAGGAAAGAGGAGAGGAUUUUGAGCCCUUCUUGUUGAAGGACUCAAAGCAUGUGGUGAAGACUGAUGCAGGGGAAAUGAGAGUGGUGAAGAGUUUCGGUGGUAGAUUUGUGCAAGGUCCCAUGAGAAUUGGGUUUAUCAUGAUGGAGCCCAAGACACUUUUCGUCCCUCAGUAUCUUGACUCCAGUUUGAUCAUCUUCAUUCGCAGAGGAGAAGCAAAAUUGGGGUUUAUAUACAAGGACCAACUAGCUGAGAGAAGAUUGAAGAUCGGAGAUGUGUAUAGGAUUCCAGCUGGGUCAGCAUUUUACUUGGUCAACACAGGGGAAGGCCAGAGACUUCAUAUUAUUUGUAGCAUUGACACUUCUGAGAGUUUGACCUUUGGAUCUUUUCAGUCUUUCUUUGUUGGUGGAGGAAUCAACCCAACAUCUGUACUUUCUGGAUUCGACUCUGAAAUACUCGAGAACGCAUUCAACGUUACACAUGCAGAACUGAAGGAGUUCUUGACCAGCCAGCAAGAAGGUCCAAUAGUAUACAUCUCAGACUCUCGCUCACCGAAACUUUGGUCGAAGUUUCUGGAGCUGAAAGAGAGUGAGAAGCUGGAACACCUGAAGAAAAUGGUGGGCUUUGAUGAUGAAGAAGAAGAAGAAGAAUAUUCUGGUGGUGAGAAAAAAGAAGAAGAAAUUUGGUCGUGGAGAAAGUUGUUGGGUUCAGUGUUCUCUAACAGAGAGAAGAGACCUGAAGACGUUAAGGGCAAAGGAAAGUCUCCCGACUCUUACAACCUAUACGACAGAAAACCAGACUUCAAAAAUAACUACGGUUGGAGUGUUGCCUUGGACGAGACUUCUUAUUCCCCACUCAGAAAAUCUGGCUUUGGCGUGUACCUUGUCAAUCUCACCGCGGGAUCAAUGAUGGCCCCACACAUAAAUCCAAGAGCAACAGAGUUCGGAAUAGUGUUAAGAGGGUCAGGGAACAUACAAAUCGUGUAUCCAAACGGGUCUCUAGCGAUGAACACCGACGUGAAAGAAGGCGACGUGUUCUGGGUUCCGAGGUACUUCCCGUUCUGCCAGAUCGCGUCACGGACCGGGCCAAUGGAGUUCUUUGGGUUCUCGACCUCGGCCCGCAAGAACCGGCCCCAGUUCCUGGUGGGGGCCAGCUCCAUCCUCCGGUCCAUGAGGGGCCCAGAGCUCGCCGCCGCUUUCGGCUUGACUGAGGACAGGCUUCGCAACAUCACCGACGCCCAGCGUGAAGCUGUCAUCUUGCCGUCGCCAAUGGCAGCGCCGCCGAUCCAGGCGGAGAAGAUUCCUGAGCUUAUUAAAACCUUUGGGAGUGAUCUUUGAUUGUGGGAUUCGUGUUUAGAAAUAAGCUUUUCUUUUCUUUGGUUUUGUUCUUUGUUCUUUUUUAUUUAUUCUGUGUAGGGUUC